Messenger RNA from Prorocentrum cordatum, 153 nucleotides. Lineage: Eukaryota; Dinophyceae; Prorocentrales; Prorocentraceae. The record is from the annotation of a GenBank genome assembly.
AUGAUGUUCCUGAAGCUCGGGAGCGCGAAGUGCUUGCUGUGCCAGCUGCUGCCUCGCAUUCGCAAGGGCGUUCGAAGGGGCGUUCGCAGCCUUUUGGGCCUCGGCCUCGAGCUGGCCGUGCUCCGCCACGGCUUCGCUGGACACGGCAAAGGG